This is a messenger RNA of Musa acuminata subsp. malaccensis (wild Malaysian banana), 750 nucleotides long. Its product is annotated as dirigent protein 22. Lineage: Eukaryota; Viridiplantae; Streptophyta; Magnoliopsida; Zingiberales; Musaceae. The record is from RefSeq and is a predicted model, not a curated record.
GCUUUGCUCUGUUAUAUGUAUGGAUGCGAUACAAGCAUGGCAUGGUACCAAAAUGGCGGACGCUGUGGGCAAGGCAUUCCUGGUUCUCAUGGUCCUCCUCUCGUCCUUCCUCCUCCCCUCCUCCUGUGACCGCAUUGAGACCACCAGCUUCUCCAAAGGAGUACACGCUAAGCUGAAGGAGAAGGUGAGCCACCUCCACUUCUACUUCCACGACGUCGUCAGUGGAAGUAACGUGACGGCGGUGGCUGUGGCCAGGCCACCGAAUGCGCAGCCGCCGACCUCAUUCGGGUUGGUCAUGGUCAUGGACGACCUGCUCACGGAGGGGCCGGAGCCCACGUCGAGGCCGGUCGGGCGGGCGCAGGGGCUGUACGCGGCCGCCGGGCUCCAGGAGAUGGGCUUCCUCCAGGCCAUGAACCUGGUGUUCGUGGGCGGCAAGUACGACGGCAGCGUGCUCACCGUCCUCGGCCGCAACGCGCCGUUGCACGCCGUGCGGGAGAUGCCGGUGGUGGGCGGCAGCGGGCUGUUCCGCUUCGCCCGCGGUUACGCCGUCGCCCGCACCCACAGGCUCGACAUGAGCACCGGGAACGCCAUCGUCGAAUACGACGUCUACGUCAUGCAUUACUGAGCAACCACGGCGUCAUGUUUCGUUUGUGUCGGCGAUCGUUGAGUCAUCAUUCUUCUGUCUGCUUCGGUUAUCAUUUCGACUGCUACAGCACAUUCACCAAAUAAAGUGGGCGUCAGUCAUUAUAA